UAGAUUUUUAAAGAGGAAUUUAAGUAAGAAAUCUCUAAAUUUUUAUUCUGAAAGUAAUUUACAAUAAAUGAAUAUUUUCUAAAUAUUUUGCAAAUCCAAUCAUGAGACCUGAGUACUACUUUUUCUCAAAAAAUCAUUUUUCCCUUGGAAUAAUCAUACUGGGAAUUAUACAAAUUACUUAUUCACAAGAAGAAUUAGAAAUUAUCCGAUCUCAUAUUGCUCAGUGUUCAGCGACAACAACGUCAAUAGGUGCAAACCUAAGCUCUUGUCUAUUUUGCGUUCAGAAUUAUAAGAAAGAAUGUAAAACUUUAUGUGCUUCUUUGGCAGAGGAUCAAGAUAUCUGCGAUCGAAUAUGUUGGCGUUAUGCUAAAUAUGGGACGUUUUCAUGUAAAAACAAUCAUGGAUAGUCAGUAAUAAAUUUUAUUAUCUAAAAGAAAUGAGCUACAACUUGUUAAACUAAACCUCAAAUAAACAAACUAUUAGUCAGUGAUAUACGACUAAUUUAAACAAAAAUGAACAUAAAGAAAACAAUGUUGUAAACUGACUGCCUAGUUCCGCAAUAAGAUACUUUUCUUAGCACAUUAGUGUUUGUUUACUGAAGAUAAAAUGAGAG
Molecule: messenger RNA, 613 nt
Organism: Schistosoma turkestanicum
Lineage: Eukaryota; Metazoa; Platyhelminthes; Trematoda; Strigeidida; Schistosomatidae
Source: the annotation of a GenBank genome assembly